Molecule: messenger RNA, 966 nt
Organism: Nicotiana attenuata
Lineage: Eukaryota; Viridiplantae; Streptophyta; Magnoliopsida; Solanales; Solanaceae
Product: 3-ketoacyl-CoA synthase 20-like
Exons: 4
Coding region: 1-966 (321 amino acids)
Biological process (GO): fatty acid biosynthetic process
Cellular component (GO): membrane
Molecular function (GO): acyltransferase activity, transferring groups other than amino-acyl groups
Source: RefSeq, a predicted model, not a curated record
AUGUUUGAGCCGUUCCUGGAGUCACAUGGAUCUGAAAAGAAUCGGUCACAAAGUUUCUUUUUGCAGGAUCCUUCAACAAAUGAGAUAAAAAAUAAUUCAAUCCAUAGACACUGUAAAAUUGGGAAAGAUAGAGUUGAUCUCUGCUUGGAUUGCAUAGUGAAACUUGCAGACAAUUAUACUGGUCUUCAAGGAAAGUCACUUGAAAAUGUUAGUUGUCAGGCUCUAAUCCUAUUUAAACCCGUUACAGCAGCACACUCAAGCAUUCUGUCAAGGAAGGAAAAUGAAACACAAUUCAGUGCCUACGCGUUGGUGGUUAGCACAGAAAGCAUCAAUUCUGGUUAUUAUCUUGGCAAGGAUCGACCAAAACUUGUAACGAACUGUCUUUUCCGCAUGGGAGCCGCUGCCGUUCUCCUCUCCAACCGCUUCUCAGACUGCCACCCUUCCAAAUAUAAACUCAUGCACGUCGUGCGUACCCAUAAAGGAGCAGACGACAGAGCUUUCAAAAGUGUAUACCACGAACAAGAUGAAGAUGGAAAUGUUGGCAUAUCGGUCUCGAAAGGCCUAAUGGUAGUAGCUGGAGAAAAUCUCAAAUCAAAUAUAACAACUCUGGGGCCAUUGGUCCUUCCUAUGUCCGAGCAACUCCAUUUUUUUGCGUCCUCAAUUGCUAGAAGAAUAUUUAAAAUGAAGAAUAUCAAUCCAUAUAUCCCAGACUUUAAGCUGGCAUUUGAGCAUUUCUUCAUUCAUGCCGGAGGAACAGCAGUGUUGGAUGCGAUGGAUAAGAAUCUCGAGCUCACAGAAUGGCAUAUGGAGCCGUCGAGAAUGACACCGCACAGGUUUAGGAAUACAUCAAGUAGCUCAUUAUGGUAUGAGUUGGCCUACUCCGAGGCCAAAGGGAGGAUAAAGAAGGACGACAGAGCAUGGCAAAUAGGCUUUGGCUCAGGUUUCAAAUGCAACAAUAUUGUUUAA